AUGCCACAACUACUAUUACAGAAUGUUUCUACCACAACACUACUAUCUGAUAAUGUAUCUACAGUAUUACUACUUUGUUAUACUUCCACAACACCACCUUAUAAUGUGCUACAACUACUAUUACAGGAUAUUUCUACAACAACACUGCUAUUUGAUAAUGCUUUUACAGCAGUACUAUUUUGUUAUACUUCUAUAACACCACCUUAUAAUACAUCACAACUACUAUUACAGGAUACUUUUAUCACAACAUUACUACCUGGUAAUGCUUUCACAGCACUACCACCUUAUUAUAUUUUUACAACACUAUCUUAUAAUACACCACCAUCACUAUUACAAAAUAUUUUUAAAUAUUCUUUUAAUAUUUAUAAGACAAGUUACAAAAUAGAAGCCUUGGAGCAAUUAGUGAUAUUGUAUUUUGAAGCAAAGUUGCAAAAAUAUAAACCUAAAAAAACUUUAUUCAUAGAAAUUAUAAGAAUCUUGAAAAUAUUUAAUGUUACAUCUUUAAAAGACUUUGGAAAGGCACUUGAUGAAGUCAAAAUUGAUUAUAAAAAUUUGGAUCAUGAUAUUAUUUACUUAUGUUGUCUUUUUGAAAAAUU
Messenger RNA from Dentiscutata erythropus, 596 nucleotides. The record is from the annotation of a GenBank genome assembly. Lineage: Eukaryota; Fungi; Glomeromycota; Glomeromycetes; Diversisporales; Gigasporaceae.